This is a messenger RNA of Ictidomys tridecemlineatus (thirteen-lined ground squirrel), 2672 nucleotides long. It is a transcript of the gene Cnnm4, whose product is annotated as cyclin and CBS domain divalent metal cation transport mediator 4. The record is from RefSeq and is a predicted model, not a curated record. Gene Ontology annotation, molecular function: sodium ion transmembrane transporter activity; magnesium ion transmembrane transporter activity. Gene Ontology annotation, biological process: magnesium ion transport; magnesium ion homeostasis. Gene Ontology annotation, cellular component: plasma membrane. NCBI's taxonomy places the organism in Eukaryota, Metazoa, Chordata, Mammalia, Rodentia, Sciuridae.
CCCCCAGCCGGGCAUGAUCCUGGGCAUGAGGCUGGCGAGCUGCAACAAGUCGUGUGGGAUGAACCCGGAUGGCAUCAUCUUCGUGUCCGAGGGCAGCACGGUGAACCUGAGGCUGUACGGCCAGAGGCUGGGCGAAAUCUCCAGCAACCUGAUCUCCUUCACCGAGGUGGACGACGCCAACACCGCCCACAACUCCACCAACUGCCUCGAGCUCACCAAGGACCUGGUUGUCCAGCAACUGGUCAACGUGAGCCGCGGGAACACGUCCGGGAUGCUGGUGGUGUUCACCAAGUUCCUCCGGAGGAGCGAGAACAUGAAGCUUUAUGCGCUGUGCACCAGGACCCGGGAUGACGGGCCCUGGCUCAAGUGGACGGACAAGGACUCGCUGCUCUUCAUGAUGGAGGAGCCCGGGAGGUUCCUGCCGCUCUGGCUGCACAUCGUCCUCGUUUUGGUGCUGCUGGUGCUGUCGGGCAUAUUUUCUGGCCUCAACCUGGGGCUUAUGGCCCUGGACCCCAUGGAGCUGCGCAUCGUGCAGAACUGUGGCACUGAGAAGGAGAAGAGGUAUGCCCGCAAGAUAGAGCCCAUUCGGCGCAAGGGCAACUACUUGCUCUGCUCCCUGCUCCUGGGUAACGUGCUGGUCAACACUUCCCUCACCAUCCUCCUGGACAACCUCAUUGGGUCUGGCAUCAUGGCUGUGGCCUCCUCCACCAUUGGCAUUGUCAUUUUUGGGGAGAUCUUACCUCAGGCCCUGUGCUCCCGACAUGGGCUGGCCGUGGGUGCCAAUACCAUCGUUCUUACCAAAAUCUUUAUGCUGCUCACCUUCCCCCUCAGUUUCCCCAUCAGCAAACUCCUGGACUUUUUCCUAGGCCAGGAGAUUCGAACUGUUUACAAUCGGGAGAAACUGAUGGAGAUGUUGAAGGUGACAGAGCCCUAUAAUGACCUCGUGAAAGAGGAGCUAAAUAUGAUCCAGGGUGCCCUGGAACUACGGACCAAAACUGUGGAGGAUAUCAUGACCCAGCUCCAAGACUGCUUCAUGAUCCGCAACGAUGCCAUCCUGGACUUCAACACGAUGUCGGAGAUUAUGGAAAGCGGCUACACUCGCAUUCCUGUGUAUGAAGAUGAGCAGUCCAACAUCGUAGAUAUCCUGUAUGUCAAAGACUUGGCCUUUGUGGACCCCGAUGACUGCACCCCCCUCAAGACCAUCACCCGCUUCUACAACCACCCGGUACAUUUUGUCUUCCAUGACACCAAGUUGGAUGCCAUGCUGGAGGAGUUCAAGAAGGGGAAGUCCCACCUGGCCAUCGUGCAGAAGGUGAACAACGAGGGCGAGGGCGACCCCUUCUAUGAGGUGCUGGGCCUGGUCACCCUGGAGGAUGUCAUCGAAGAGAUCAUCAAGUCCGAGAUCCUGGACGAGUCGGACACGUACACUGACAACCGAAGCCGGAAACGGGUGUCUGCAAAGAACAAGCGUGAUUUCUCCGCCUUCAAGGAUGCUGACAAUGAACUCAAAGUCAAGAUCUCUCCUCAGCUGCUUCUGGCUGCCCAUCGCUUCCUGGCCACAGAGGUGCCCCAGUUCAGUCCCUCUCUGAUAUCAGAGAAGAUUCUGCUGCGGUUGCUCAAGUACCCAGAUGUCAUCCAGGAGCUCAAGUUUGAUGAGCACAACAAGUACUACGCCCGCCACUACUUGUAUACCCGGAACAAGCCGGCCGACUACUUCAUCCUCAUCCUGCAGGGGAAGGUGGAGGUGGAGGCAGGCAAGGAGAACAUGAAGUUUGAGACAGGCGCCUUCUCCUACUAUGGGACCAUGGCCCUGUCCUGGGUCCCCUCUGUUCCUUCCACCCAGGCCGGGUGUCCGCUUGGCAAGCGGAACUCGCUGCUGUCCUGGCUCUCAGACCGCUCCCCAUCGCACCCCAUGCCCCUCAGCCGCUCAGCCUCCCUCAGUUACCCGGACCGCAGCACAGAUGCGUCCACCACGUCCACCCUGGCGGCUGGCAGCAACCAGUUUGGCAGCUCCAUCCUGGGCCAGUACAUCUCGGACUUCAGUGUCCGGGCACUCAUGGACCUGCAGUACAUUAAGAUCACGCGGCAGCAGUACCAGAACGGGCUGAUGGCCUCCCGCAUGGAGAACGGCCCACAGUUUCCGCUGGACGGGUGCACCACCUGCACGGAGAACUUCACCGAGAAGCCCGAGCUGCCCGUGGUGGACGAGACCACAACGCUGCUCAACGAGCGCAACUCCUUGCUGCACAGAGCCUCCCCGGACAGCGCCAUCUGACAGCAGGGCCCGGGGCCCUGCCCGCCCCGCGGGGCCUCCCCAGUGGGCCACACCGAGAGAGGGGGCCUGUUAGGCCACAGGGGUGCGGAUUGCCUGUGUGACUGAGCAGCCAGGGUGCUGCUGACAGGGACCUCUGAACAGGCUGCGGUGGCACUGCCAGCCCUGGACUGGUGGGCGGUGGGUCAGCCACCUGAGCAAAGGCUGUUUCUUACUGAGGACUUCUAAACUAGGCUCGUUGCUCCUCUUUUUAAAUAUCAUUUUGGGAAGGGAAGACAGGGUUAAAGAACUUUAUGUUAAAAAAAAAUGUUUUUUCAAAAAAAAAAAAAAAAAACCAAAACUUUAAAAGGGGGAGGGAUCCCCACCCUGGAAGCAAUAGCCAUAAUCUGCUCCCAGCCAU